This is a messenger RNA of Salvia splendens (bonfire salvia), 1632 nucleotides long. RefSeq names its product WAT1-related protein At2g39510. The transcript has 6 exons. Gene Ontology annotation, molecular function: transmembrane transporter activity. NCBI's taxonomy places the organism in Eukaryota, Viridiplantae, Streptophyta, Magnoliopsida, Lamiales, Lamiaceae. The record is from RefSeq and is a predicted model, not a curated record. Bases 77 to 1249 code for a protein of 390 amino acids. Gene Ontology annotation, cellular component: membrane.
ACUUAUACAUACAUGUAUCAAUAUCAUUAAACCUUAGAGGAGUUAACAUUGAACACAAACACAUACACACACAGAGAUGGAUGGUAAAUUAGUGAGAAAGCUGAGACCAUAUUUGGCUGUAAUAUUGUUGCAGUUUGGGUAUGCAGGUUUAGGUAUAAUAGCAAAGUCAGCUCUGGACAAGGGAAUGAGUCAUUACACCUUUGCUGUCUACAGAAAUAUCGCCGCUGCGGUUGUUGUAGCACCUUUUGCCUUUGCCUUCGAGAGGAAAAUCAGGCCAAGAAUGACGCUCUCCAUUUUCGUCAAAAUAUUCCUUCUUGCUCUAUUGGAGCCUGUGAUAGAUCAAAACUUGUACUACAUUGGGCUGAAAAUCACAACAGCUACAUUUGCAGCGGCUAUGUGUAACACUGUUCCAGCCCUCACCUUUCUAUUAGCAUGGCUCAUGAGGCUCGAAAGCGUGAACGUGAGAAGACUGCACAGCCAGGCAAAGAUUAUGGGAACUAUAGUAACUGUAGGUGGAGCAAUGAUAAUGACUAUUGUAAAAGGCUCAAUUAUAGAAUUGCCAUGGACCAAAGGAAACACCAACUCCACAUCUAUUGCUCAAGACAAUGAUCCCCAACAAUUUAUCAAAGGAGCUAUGAUGAUCGGAGCUGCUUGUGUCUGUUGGUCCUUUUUUUACAUUCUACAGGUCUACAUAGAUAUAUCAUCCAUCAUCUUUCAUUUUAUUUUAAUUUUUUUUUUUAAUUUUAUCUUUGUUUCAUUACAGGCGAUCACAUUGAAGUCGUACCCAGCUGGACUUUCCCUCACCGGCCUGAUAUGCAUGCUCGGAGCAUUGCAAGGGACAGUGCUCACUCUCGUGGUCACGAGAGGCAAUGCUCAGAUCUGGUCUAUUGGAUGGGACACCACACUUCUAGCUUCUGUUUACUCUGGGCUGAUCUGUUCUGGAGUUGGCUACUAUGUAUCAGGAGUGAUCAUGAAGGAGAAAGGCCCUGUUUUUGUUACUUCAUUCAAUCCUCUAAACAUGGUGAUUGUUGCAGUCAUGAGUUCUUUCAUCCUCGCAGAGCAGCUCAACGUUGGGAAGGUAACAGGAGCCACGGUGAUUGUAAUUGGGCUGUAUCUAGUUAUAUGGGGGAAGACACGAGAUCAGAGCAUAUCGACCUAUCCUCAGUCGGAGCUUAACCAUCAAUCACUAGAGAAUCAGACCUCCAACACGAUUGUCACCAAGGCAAUUUCUGGCGACAGUGUUGUUUAAGAGGAACAAGUUUUGUAAUAAAAUAGAUAUAUACCAUAUAUGUAGAUUAAGAAAAUAAAUACACCAGGCUUAAUCAAACAUUUAUGGAGAACGUAACAACGAGAUUUUCCAGCAACAGUUUUAAGAUACUAAUGUGACAGAAACGAACAUGUUGCUGCUAGAGGUUCUGCCUACAAUAGCUUCAAACAGAAAAACGAGGAUUGCAAGAUUGCACAUCUAAACGACAGAAAAUGCUUAGAUAGAUACGCUGUACCUGAUGGAGAUCAGCUCUUCUGAUCUACCCAGUUUGCAGAUUGUAACAAGAGCUGCAUUGAGACAGACAUUAAUAUCUAAACUUAGAAACAGAAUAUCUAAGUAAUCCAAAUAUUAGAUUACUAUUGCAA